Molecule: messenger RNA, 1752 nt
Organism: Symbiodinium sp. CCMP2592
Lineage: Eukaryota; Dinophyceae; Suessiales; Symbiodiniaceae
Source: the annotation of a GenBank genome assembly
AUGGCGCGCUGGGUGUGCUUUCUUCUGAUCCCCCUCGCAACAGGGAUCCGGUCAAAGAGCGAUACGCCCUGGCCGUGGGAGGAGCAUCCGGCGAGCUCGGCGGAGGAGCUUCAGGAGCUCCUGAGAACCGCGCUGGCGCAGACAAGACCAAAUGAGGCCACCGGGGAAGAGCCUGGCGAUGCAGUAGCACAGGAGGAGGCGCUUAGAGAGCGGAUUGCCAGCAUCAGGAAAGACUGGCAGAGCGCAAGCGCAACCGCUUGCCAUCGGCAGCUGGGGCGGUUGAUAAACAACGUCACGCUUGCAUGCGAAGGCUUGCAGCCGAAAGCCGACUGGCUUCUCGACUACUACGUGCCGGCCCUUCCGAACAAGACGUGUGCCGAGAGCACCAGUGACAUCUUCGCUUUAGGAAGUGAACUUGUGGAAACCCUCCACGUCUCCAGAGAUGCGGUUGCUUCCGUGGAUGUGGCCGGCGAAAUGCUCCGUCGAUAUCAAGCACUCUCCUUUCUGAGGAGCUGGCUGGUGAAGCUGACAGAGACUCGUCAACAUGCAUUGCUUUGGGCUGGCUUCUGGGAUGGGGACCCCGAGAACCGCGCGACCCAGGCCGCACUCUCCAACUUUGCCAAGGCAAUCGAGCACGCGACCGUGCACCCGAACACCUUCCUGGGCCAAGCCAUCGAGGCGAGCGAGAACCUCGACGCCUGCUACCAAGAUGCCCUGACCAGAGCGCUUGCAGGGAACAUGUGGUCCAUCGCAAGCAUGAGCUUCGUGCUCGGGAUGCGCGAAAGGGCACAAGGAACGGUCAUCGCAUUGGUCAACAAGCAGAUCGCGGGCGAGCGUAGCUUGUCGCAGUCUGUGCUGUCCACGCAUGAAAUCCCAACAGUGGGGCUCGCAGCCUGGGGCCUCGGGUUCUGGUCUCCAAAAGUGCUGGUCGUGGACCUCAUGGGCACAUGCGACAAGACGAGCCCUGCGCUGCAGAAGCGGCUCCUAGCCCGCCUGCCGUCUUGGGCCAAGUCCAUGACGAACUGGAGCCCAGAAGCCUUCGCGACGAGGUCGCGGCUCCAGUGGCAGUGCAUCGACUGCUCGGGCGCUUGCAGCCUGGACGAGGCCUUGGCAAGGCACGUGGAGAAGCUGGUCGAGGCCAAGGAGGAGCAGGACCAGAAGGACCAAGAGCUCCGAUGCGCCUCCUCCGCCGGCACCGAGGCGCUUGCUGCGCCCAAGCCGCGCAAGCUUCGAUCGCCAACCCGCCGUUUCCCGGCAGUCGAUCCGGUUUCGACGCAUUUCGGGCGAUGCCCCGUUCGGGCUGGAGGUGGAUGCUUCGAAUCUGGAUGGCUUCCUGCCAGUUGCUACUUCCAGAUCCAAGUCCAACCGGGGCCGCGGGUAAGGCUGCCGCUCGCCCUGGGAAGAGGCUUCCUUCCCGGGAGAGUUCUCCACGUGUAUCUCGGUGGUGGCAAGUGCUGUACAACCGAAUGGAGCGCUUGCGUCGGCGGUGCGGACUCGAGCUUCUGUAAGGGCGACAGGCUGUCCUACCUUGGUGGCGGCAAGUGCUGCGUGACAGGUUCCUCGUACUAUGUCAAACCCACUUGUGCCGAGGGCACACGUGACUUCUGCAAAGGCUAUCCAUGGAAGUACGUCGGCGGCAGCAAGUGCUGCGCUUCGAAGCAAGCGAGCUGCGAGAAGUACUACGAGAGCUCGCGCUGCAGCAGCCAGGGAGGAGACUACCUGGGGAACGGCAAUUGCUGCUGGAAUUCAUGA